AUGAUUCCACCACGUUCACUUGGCUCAACGGCAGCGUUGCUGCUCGUGCUUCUUUUCACUACGCUCGCCUCUGCCAUCAAGUUCGAUCUGCCCUCCAACGCACACCCCCACACAAAGUGCAUCUGGAACUACGCACUUUCCGACUCGCUCGUCAUCGUAACCGCCUCGGUCGUUGCCAAAGAGCCGUUCGACUUCUCCCACCAACGCGUCGACAUCGAAGUGGUCGACGGAUCCCAACACAACAACGUCUACCUCUCCAAAAAAGCCAUCAAAGGUGAAACGCGACUUGCAAUCAACACGCAUUCGCACGCCGAUCUUGGGGUUUGCUUUAAAAACACACUAACGUCCAAGAGCGGCAAUCAAAUUCCGGUGGUCACCAUCGAUUUGGACGUCGACAUUGGUGCCGAUGCUGUCGACUACAAUGCGAUCGCAAAUCAGGAGAGCUUGAGUGGAUUGGAAACCGAGAUGCGCAAACUGGAAGCCGUAGCCAACGAAAUCGUCAACGAGAUGGAGUAUCUCAAAAAGAGAGAGCUGAGAAUGGCCGAUACCAACCUAUCAACCAACAUGCGUGUUACCAACUUUGCCAUCCUCACGCUGAUCGCCUUGAUCGCGCUCGGCGUCUGGCAAGUCUUCCACUUGAGAGGGUUUUUCAAACGCAAAUACCUCAUCGACUAA
Molecule: messenger RNA, 675 nt
Organism: Mycosarcoma maydis (corn smut)
Lineage: Eukaryota; Fungi; Basidiomycota; Ustilaginomycetes; Ustilaginales
Exons: 2
Coding region: 1-675 (224 amino acids)
Biological process (GO): endoplasmic reticulum to Golgi vesicle-mediated transport; intracellular protein transport; Golgi organization
Cellular component (GO): endoplasmic reticulum; COPII-coated ER to Golgi transport vesicle; endoplasmic reticulum-Golgi intermediate compartment
Source: RefSeq, a predicted model, not a curated record